This is a messenger RNA of Rhea pennata, 2769 nucleotides long. RefSeq names its product WD repeat domain 77 (gene WDR77). The transcript has 10 exons. The coding region runs from base 1 to 1089 and encodes 362 amino acids. NCBI's taxonomy places the organism in Eukaryota, Metazoa, Chordata, Aves, Rheiformes, Rheidae. The record is from RefSeq and is a predicted model, not a curated record. Gene Ontology annotation, biological process: oocyte axis specification. Gene Ontology annotation, molecular function: protein binding. Gene Ontology annotation, cellular component: methylosome.
AUGGAGGAGCCGCCGCCGCCCGAGCAGCCGCCGCCCCCGCCGCCCCCGCCGGCGGACGGGCCCGAGCCCGAGCCCGAGCUCGAGGCCGGUCCUGGCGCGGGGCCCGAGUGGAACAUCCCGCCCAACGCGCCCGCCUGCAUGGAGCGGCACCUGGAGGGCGCGCACUACCGCGCAGACGGGGCCCUGCUGCUGGGCGCCUCCGCGCUCACAGGGCGCUGCUGGGCCGGCUCCAUCUGGGUCUUCGCCGACCCCCGCCGCGCCCCCAGCGAGGGCUUCUGCACCGCCGGCGUCCAGACCGAGGCGGGCGUCGCCGACCUGCGCUGGGUGGCCGACAAGGGCAUCCUGGUGGCCUCCGACUCCGGUGCUGUGGAGCUCUGGGAGCUGGAUGAAAAUGAAACCCUCAUUGUGAAUAAAUUCUGUAAAUACGAGCAUGAUGAUAUUGUGAUGACAGUGAGUGUUCUUGCUAACAGCACCCAGGCUGUCAGCGGCAGCAGAGACUUCUGUGUGAAAGUUUGGGACCUUCCACAACAAACUGUGCUGCAUUCUUACAGAGCUCACUCUGGUGCAGUGACAUGUGUGGCUUCCUGUCCUGGUAAGGACACUAUGUUCCUGUCCUGUGCUGAGGACAGCAGAACAUUACUCUGGGACACCAGAUGCCCCAAACCAGCUACUCGAAUUGUUUGCAGUGCCUGCAGUUACCUCCCUACCUCAGUCAUGUGGCAUCCACAAAAAAGUGACAUCUUUGCUUUGGGUGAUGAAAAUGGGACAGUUGCACUAGUAGACACAAAGAAGCCCGAUUCUGCCCUCAGCUCUGCUGUGCAUUCCCGAAGUAUCACGGGGUUUGCAUUUUCUACACAUAGUUCACCCUUCCUGGCUUCAAUCAGUGAAGACUGCUCAGUAGCUGUUCUUGACUCAAACCUUUCAGAGGUGUUCAGAAACCGUUCUCAUCGAGACUUUGUAAAAGGCUUAUCAUGGUCUCCUUCAGACAAUGCCUUGCUCACUACAGUUGGAUGGGAUCAUCAGGUUUUACAUCACAGUGUACUGCUACCAACUGGUGAAGCUUCUGGAAUCAACUGUGUAAAAGAAUAGUUUUAUAAACUCAUUGGUUUGAAUUCCUUCCUCGUGUUACUCUGAUUCUGCUGAAGUCAAAGGUGUUUGUGAACCAGACUGGGUAUGGUCUGUUUUCUGCCUUCAAGCUUGUGGCCAAGAAGGUUCUUGUAGUAAUAUUGAAUCAGGCACAAGUUCAUUACAGAACAGACUUUACCCUCUCUAGCAGUCCAGCUUCACCUGUGAUAAGACUUCAGUAUGUUGCACAGAAAAAUACUGACUUCAGGCACAGAGGAGUCUUGGAGAGACAGGCAAUUAGGUAUAAUAAAAAUUGUUUCUUCUCUCAGUUCUUCAAGAAGUAAUAGAAACAAAAUACUCGGAAGUUGGAAAAAAACCCUUCUUGCCAUAGUUAACUGAAUACAAGAACCUUACUUGCACAAAGAUUUUUGCUAUUAGAUUAAUAACAGCAUUAAUUGAUCCUUUUAACUGCAGAAAAACACUUGCCUUGGCAGUGAAAGAGGAGAAAGGCUCUACUGUUAUCCUUAAUGCAGCAUGCAGGGAGAGGGUUGGUCUCAGCUGUCUGCUAGUGUUGAUCCCACAGUAAGCACUGUGUACUUCUGCUCCACUGAUGUGUAUUUAAGAAUACCAGCACUCAGUGAGAGGAAUCUUGUACCCUGUAUGAUAAGGAUCCAGAAUGCAGCAUUAUGGUUAAGUACCUUUGUGUUUCAGUGUUAGACACUGAAAUACUAGGACCUGCAAUGUUCAAUGGUGAGUUGAAGCUGAGGCCAGCUCAAGGGGGCUGUUUUUGUAGAAUGCUGAAAGCCAACAGAAGUUAGCAAUUGCUGUGCUAUUCGACACCGUUUCCACUCCUCUGUGAUGAAGACAAUUAUUGAAGUAUUAAAAGCUUUUGAAGAAGAGUUUAUGUAAGGGAAAAACUGGACUAAGGACUUCAAUUUUCAUUUGUUUGCUCUUAUAACUAGACUCUGCUUAGUGACAUAAGAUAAUUCAUUGUGCACUUGUAAUGAGUGGCAUUUUGUGCUAAAGAUGGGGGGAAACCCCAAACAUUCCCAUAAUCCCUAAAACUGACUGCACAACACCUUAGAGGUGUUUUUUGUAAUAUACUACUUUAACUUUUCUCAAACUAAUAUGUUUCCCUGGAAUAUAGUAUACAGUUGCUCUGCAUGCAUUGCCACUGCUCUAGGUCUGGUUUGGUCAGCACCAAUCUUCCCUAGACCAAUAGAAGUGGGUCCUGACUAGUGAAACAAAGAAAAUGCUAUUGAAGUGAAUGCUACCUCUGUUUGUUUAGCCUGCUAACAACACUAAAGAAAAUGUAAGCCACUUCCAGUGUGCUCAUCUCUGAAAACCUGUACUUUGAAAAAUCCAAAUUAUACAGCACCCACAAUUAAUUUUUAGGCAGAUUAAGCUUUUCCAUUCUGUUUCUCUCAUGCUCUUUUCAAAUGCAGGUUGCUCCUUUGAAUUCUAACAUCACUCAGCUGUUCACAGAACAGAGUUCCUGAUCUAGAGCAGUGUAUUACAAGGGCAAGGUAAACUGGUAUGAAAACUGACAAGUUUCUUUAAACUACUCUUCCACAGCAACAACAACAAAAAAAAUUACCUGUUACAGACCUCUGAUAGCAUAUUGAAAACGGAAACAGGUCUUGUGCUAUUUGUGAAACGGAUGAAAAUGGCAGUUUUUAAAUAAAUCAUAGUUUUCAUUUGUAA